AUGUCGUCCCACCAGGUUCCAAGGAAGAGAUACAGAAGCUCGGAUUCCCCUAAUGAUUCAGACGAGCAAGACCGGACUCUCGGGGGUGCGCUACGGUUGGAGGUCAGUUUUUUGGACACACCACCGCCUUCAUCGCCCCCGAGAGGCGCGACCUCGAGCUCCCAAGUCCAGAGCGCGGUACUCGCAGUACAGGCCCCAGCCCCACCUCCGGUUUACAAAUUCGAGAAGCACAUCGCACGCGACGUUUACAUCGAUCUCAUCCGGAAGAACUAUCCGGACCUGGACGUCGCCAAUCUGAGCGACUUCGACUUGGUAGCGCUGUCCUCAGGAGGAUAUGAUGGCUCCCCAGCCGGAAUCCAGCAAUGGUUGCAGGACGAGCUCGACGCCGUAGCGGAGCUAGAGGGCGGAGACGUCAAGGCGAUUCUGGAGGAGGCGACCGUGGCCUGCAAUGAGGUAGUGUCAGCAAUCGGGCUCAAGCCUUCCAUCGGAGCGACCGACGUUAUCAUCCGACCUGUGACGGGCACCGACUACUCCAUGCGCCUUUGGCCUGCCUCGGAGCAAAGCUGGUGUUUUGACUUCGUGCAUUCGACGACCCAGGAGCCGAAGAACAAGCCGUUCCAGUUCGAGCUGUGGGCUGUACCGCUGGAGACCGACAACCAGGCCCCAUGGCUGCCUAUCAGUCUGCUCUCGAGGCGCUUGUACUCGAUGGAGUUUGGCUUUGGACUCACCGACGCUGAGAUCAAGGAGGGAGAAGAGAAGUUUGCUUUGAUGGAUGGACAGACGUGCAUCCUCAAGCGUUUGGGUCAUCGUGACAUACGCUUCACGGUACCUAACCGCAACCCGGUCGUAGUGCACGACGAGGUAGAGGUUGUUGUAUUCAGAUGA
Molecule: messenger RNA, 885 nt
Organism: Trametes versicolor FP-101664 SS1
Lineage: Eukaryota; Fungi; Basidiomycota; Agaricomycetes; Polyporales; Polyporaceae
Exons: 3
Coding region: 1-885 (294 amino acids)
Source: RefSeq, a predicted model, not a curated record